GGAAACGCUCCUCCUCCGAGCGCUGGUCCGGCAGACGCGGCUGUGGGGUCGGCAUUGAGGACGGGGCGAUAGCGCUGUGGCCCGCCGGAGAUGUCCCGGAAGGAGCCGCUGCUGGGCGCCCUGAAGGCAUGCAUUCUGAACAUCCAGGAAGACAAAGGCCCCAUCACCAACCGUCAUCCUCAGCUCACCUCCUUGUGUGAUAUUCUAGAAAUUAUCCUAAGGAAAGGACUCCGACAACCAGUCUUGGGGCUAUGGAGAAGAGACUACUGGCACUGGAUGGAGCAUCUUCCACAACAGGAUCACUGUCACAGAUUGACUCAACUCUCUUGGGCCAUAGAGAAAGCUAUUACCUGUAAAAAGACACUGACGGCACAAGGCAGGGGGCGCUAUUACAUUCGCCAAGCAUUGAAUCAGAAGAUUCUGGCAGUGACAAUACACCAUCUUCUCCACACUCCAAAACUUCUAGAGUGGUAUGACCCUGAGAGCUCUGUGCUGGCCAAUGAGUGUUCUGCAGAACCUUUCCUCUCACUAUUACUGGUCUUGUCACAGAUGAACUUCACCCUUGACCUAGAGAACAGCAGUUUUCUGGACGAGAGCUGGCUCCUUCCAGUGUGUGAAAUGUAUAACACUGUCCCUUGCCGGGAACUGGGAAUGGUGCUCAGGUAUGCUGAUGGUCGUAUUUUUAUAACGGAGGUUGUUCCAGGAAGUCAAGCUGAGGCAGAUGAAUGUGUUCAGGCAGGAGACAUCAUCGAUGGAAUCAAUGGCAUUUCUUUGAGAAAUGCUAAAGGAGGAGAGGCUCAAACGGUUUUACAGAGACUUCGAGGGCAGCCAUUAAGUUUCCACAUAAUUCACUGGAAAUGGCACGAUGGGUCAGUAUACAGACCUUUGUUACCUCAUCUCCAACUGAUGCACAAAGAGAUCCCCAAUUUUCAGCUUCAGUAUGAUAACAAGCCAGAGAAGGAGAUGUCAGAAGACAGUCUGCAAGAUGACAGGUUGCUGUAUUCGCUGCGAUUCUUGGGUCAGGUGAACAUUGGAAUGUAUGGUGGAAAAGAAGUACUAGAUGAAGGCAUUGAGAAGGUCAUAGAGCAAAACUUACUACCACAGGAGGUGUUAUUCGAUGUGAAGGAAACAGAAGUGAUUUGUAUAAAAAACUCCACACAGGUCCUCUUUCACCAUCAUUACCCCGAGAUUGCUUCUGUAGGACAACGGCUCGACAAGCGGACCCUCUUUGCUUUCUGUGUGGCGAACUCUCCAGAAACACCUCAGACGACAUCUUUUAACUGCUUGGUGUUUGAGUCCAGCUCGGCCAAGGAGGCGAAUGAAAUUAUCACCAGGAUAGCUGCUGGGUUCAGACACACUGAAUGGUUUGUGUGACAGAAUAUGGAGACGGCCAGCCAAUCCCAUGGCCUUGUGAUACAGUUUCCUUACCUAAAUUUUUUCAUUACUACGGUGAAUGAUAAGGUAUUGGAAAGUUGAAGACUCAAAUUCACUACUGGAUGUUGACAACUAAAAUAUACUGGAAGUAUGGAAGUAUGUGAAUGAGGAAGUGUCCCUAGACAUUCCUAAAUACAAUAGAAACAUCUCUGUGUACUUUUGAACUUCUUCCUUUCAAGGGGAGUUUUAUAAUGAUCUCAUGGAGAAGGUGGUGCUGAUUUACAGUUUUGUUUCUUGUCCAUUGGAGCACCUGCAUUGGGAGUUGCUGACACUGGACACUUUUUUUUCUACCUCAUACAGGUGACUGGGAAGCUGUUUUGCUCUAUAUAAUUGCAAUAAUUACUUGGAUUAUUUGUCUGUGUUUUUUUACUAUUACCUGAUUCUCCUAAUCUGUUUUCUUCAAUUUACUGCUCCCAUACAACGAAAGGACCUUAAAUGUCCCAGGUAUAGUAUCAGAUCUUUAUCUUUCAGUACUGAUUACCCAAUGUCAUGCAUUGGCACUGCUCUACUAACUAGUAUCUCUUCCUAGUGUUACACUGCUGACAGAGAACCAGAGUCAGGAUCUUAGUCAAAGCCCAAAAUUGAAAAAGACACAUCAACUAUGAUCCAAUUAAUUGGUUGACCUCACCACGGUCCUCGGUUCAGUGUAUGUGAGCCCAAGGGGUGGUGAUUAGUCAUCAUUCCACAUCUUUAUCACUUUCUGUUCCUGGCAGGACUUGAGGGAGGUAAGAGGAUUGAAUUCAAAAAGCAUGGAGUUGUUAAAUGGUCAAGCUUUUCCACUGUUUCUAUUAAUGAAAGAGAAUAAAUACUGGGGCCUUGGGAAGCAGCAGCUUUCACCAUGGAAGCAAGUUUCUGUAUUUAUAAUGGUACAGAAAGUUGGCAGAAUAAGCGUAUUCAAAAUAUAUGCAAAUAGUUUUGCAUAUCAAAAGCAAUAGACAAUAGACAGUAGGUGCAGGAGUAGGCCAUUCGGCCCUUCUAGCCAGCACCGCCAUUCACUGUGAUCAUGGCUGAUCAUACACAAUCAGUACCCCGUUCCUGCCCUCUCCCCAUAUCCCUUGACCCCGCAAUCUAUAAGAGCUCUAUCUAACUCUCUCUUGAAUGCAUCCAGAGACUUGGCCUCCACUGCCUAUUGGGGCAGAGCAUUCCACAUAUCCACCACUCUCUGGGUGAAAAAGUUUUUCCGCAUCUCUGUUCUAAAUGGCCUACCCCUUACUCUUAAACUGUGGCCUCUAGUUCUGGACUCAUCCAUCAGUGGGAACAUGCUUCCUACCUCCAGCGUGUCCAAUCUCUUAAUAAUCUUAUGUUUCAAUCAGAUCCCCUCUCAUCCUUCUAAAUUCCAGUGUAUACAAGCCCAGUCGCUCCAAUCUUUCAACAUAUGACAGUCCCGCCAUUCUGGGAAUUAACCUUGUGAACCUACGCUGCACUCCCUCAAUAGCAAGAAUGUCCUUCCUCAAAUUUGGAGACCAAAGCUGCACACAAUACUCCAGGUGGGGUCUCACCAGGGCCCUGUACAGCUGCAGAAGGACCUCUUUACUCCUAUACUCAAUUCCUCUUGUUAUAAAAGCCAGCAUGCCAUUAGCUUUCUUCACUGCCUGCUGUACCUGCAUGCUUACUUUCAUUGACUGAUGUACAAGAACACCUAGAUCUCAUUGUACUUCCCCUUUUCCUAACUUGACUCCAUUUAGAUAGUAAUCUGCCUUCCUGUUCUUGCCACCAAAGUGGAUAACCUCACAUUAAACUGCAUCUACCAUACAUUUGCCCACUCACCCAACCUGUCCAAGUCACCCUGCAUUCUCAUAACAUCCUCCUGACAUUUCACACUGCCACCCAGCUUUGUGUCAUCAGCAAAUUUGCUAAUGUUACUUUUAAUCCCUUCAUCUAAAUCAUUAAUGUAUAUUGUAAACAGCUGCGGUCCCAGCACCGAACCUUGCGGUACCCCACUGGUCACAGCCUGCCAUUCCGAAAGGGAUCCAUUAAUCGCUACUCUGUUUCCUGUCAGCCAGUCAAUUUUCAAUCCAUGUCGGUAGUCUGCCCCCAAUACCGUGUGCCCUAAUUUUGCCCACUAAUCUCCUAUGUGGGACUUUAUCAAAAGCUUUCUGGAAGUCCAGGUACACUACAUCCACUGGCUCUCCCUUGUCCAUUUUCAUAGUUACACCCUCAAAAAAUUCCAGAAGAUUAGUCAAGCACAAUUUUCCCUUCAUAAAUCCAUGCUGACUCGGACUGAUCCUUCUACUGCUAUCCAAAUGUGUCAUAAUUUCCUCUUUUAUAAUUGACUCCAGCAUCUUUCCCACCACUGACAUCAGGCUAACUGGUCUAUAAUUCCCUGUUUUCUCUCUCCCUUCUUUCUUGAAAAGUGGGACAACAUUAGCCACCCUCCAAUCAGCAGGAACUGUUCCUGAAUCUAAAGAACAUUGGAAAAUGAUUACCAACGCGUCCACAAUUUCUAGAGCCACCUCUUUAAGUACCCUGGGAUGCAGACCAUCAGGUCCUAGGGACUUAUCAGCCUUCAGACUCAACAGUCUAUCCCAACACCAUUUCUUGCCUAAUAUAAAUUUCCUUCAGUUCAUCCUUUACCCAGUUCCUUUGGCCACCACUACAUCUGGGAGAUUGUUUGUGUCUUCCCUAGUGAAGACAGAUCCAAAGUACCUGUUCAACUCAUCUGCCAUUUCCUUGUUCCCCAUAAUAAAUUCACCCGUUUCUGUCUUCAAUGGCCCAAUUUUGGUCUUAACUAUUUUCUUGCUAUUCACGUACCUAAAGAAGCUUUUACUAUCCUCCUUUAUAUCCUUGGCUAGUUUACCUUUGUACCUCAUUUUUUCUUGGCGUAUUGCCUUUUUUGUUAUCUUCUGUUGCUCUUUAAAAGCUUCCCAGUCCUCUGGUUUCCCGCUCAUCUUUGCUAUGUUAUGCUACUCUUUUAUUUUUAUACUGCCCUUUACUUCCCUCAUCAGCCACAGCCACCCCUUAGGAUCUUUCUUCCUCUUUGGAAUGAACCGAUCCCUGCACCUUCUGCAUUAUUCCCAGAAAUACCUGCCAUUUUUGUUCCACUGUCUUCCCUGCUAGGGUAUUGUUCCAUUGAACUUUGACCAGCUCCUCCCUCAUAGCUCCAUAGUUCCCUUUGUUUAACUGUAACACUGAAACAUCCGAUUUUCCCUUCUCCUUCUCAAAUUGUAGGUUAAAACAUAUCAUAUUAUGGUGUCUACCUCCUAAUGGUUCCUUUACCUCGAGGUCCCUGAUCAAAUUCGGUUCAUUGCACAACACUAAAUCUAGAAUUGCCUUCUCCCUGGUAGGCUGCAGUACAAGCUGUUCUAAGAAUCCAUCUCGGAGGCACUCCACAAACUCCCUUUCUUGGGGUCCAGUACUCCCAGUCUACCUGCAUGUUGUUACAACUGUAUCAUUACCUUUGCGACAUGCCAAUUUUAACUCUUCAUUCAACUUACACCCUACAUCCAGACUGCUGUUUGGGGGCCUGUAGAUAACACCAAUUAGGGUCUUUCUACCAUUAGAAUUUCUCAGUUCUAUCCAUACUAACUCUACACCCCCAGAUUCUAUGUCCCCCCUUGCAAGGGACUGAAUAUCAUUCCUCACCAACAGGGCCACCCCACCCCCUCUGCCAGUCAGUCUGUCCUUUCGAUAAGAUGUAUAUCUUUGAAUAUUCAUUUCCCAGGCCCUGUCCACUUGAAGCCAUGUCUCAGUUAUUCCCACAACAUCGUACUUGCCAAUUUCCAACUGAACCUCAAGCUCAUCUGCUUUAUUCCUUAUACUCCGUGUAUUCAUAUAUAAUACUUUUAAUUCAGUACUCCCUUCUCCUUAUAUAUCAAUUCCUAUUUCACUUGGCCAUACUGUAUGAUCUCUUCUUGAGCUUUCUACUCCAUUGAGUCUGUUGUCCUUAACUUUUCUUAUUUUCACUUUAACUCCAUCCUUAUAUUUCCAGUUCAUCAUCCCCCCCCCCCCCCCCCCCCCACUACUUAGGUUUGCCACUGCAACAUGGAUGUGUUUAAACUGUCUACCAGAAUGCUGGUCCCCCGCCUAUUAAGGUGCACCAGUCCCUUUUGUACAAUUCAUCCCUGCCCCAAAACAGAUCCCAGUGGUCCAAGAAUGUAAAUCCUUGCUUCCUGCACCAGUUCCUCAGCCACACAUUCAGAUCCAUUAUCUCCCUGUUCCUGUUCACUGUAAGAAGGUGGUAUGGUCAUUUAAAAUCUAACAAAAGGCAACUUAAAAAGCCCUGAGUGGGGAUAAGAUGAAAUAUGAAGCUAGCUAACAAUAUCAAAGAGGAUACCAAAAGUUUUUCUUCCCCAAUAUAUAAAGAAUAAAAGAGUUGAGAAUAAAUAUUGAACUGCUGGAAAAUUAUACUGGUGAGGUAGUAAUGGGGGAAAUGGAAAUGACAGAUGAACUUAAUUAACUAUUUUGCAUCAGUCUUCACAGUGAAAGACACUAGCAGUAUGCCAACAGUCUGAGUGUCAGGGCAGAAGUGAUUUACUAGGGAGAAGGUGUUUGCGAAGCUGUACAGUCUAAAGGUAGAUAAAUCACCAGGACCAAAUGGUCUACACCUCAGGGUUCUGAAAGAGGUAGCUGAAGAGAUUGUGGAGCUACUAGCAAUGAUCUUUCAAGAAUUUAAAGGUUGGUGGUGGUGUAUAUUGUUGAGGAUUGUCAAGGAUUGCAGAGAGACAUUGAUAGGAUGCAGAAGUGGCAGAUGGAGUUCAACCUGGAGAAGUAUGAGGUGGUACACUUUGGAAGGACAAACUCCAAGGCAGAGUACAAAGUAAAUGGCAGGAUACUUGGGAGUGUGGAGGAGCAGAGGGAUCUGGGGGUACAUGUCCACAGAUCCCUGAAAGUUGCCUCACAGGUAGACAGGGUAGUUAUGAAAGCUAACACCCCAUAAGCUUAAGUCGAGGGAUAGAGUUUAAGAGUCGGGUAAUGAUGCAGCUCUAUAAAACGCUGGUUAGGCCACACUUGGAGUACUGUGUCCAGUUCUGGUCGCCUCACUAUAGGAAGGAUGUGGAAGCAUAGGAAAGGGUACAGAGAUUUACCAGGAUGCUGCCUGGUUUAGAGGGUAUGCACUAUGAUCAGACAUUAAGGGAGCUAGGGCUUUACUCUCUGGAGAGGAUGAGAGAGGACAUGAUAGAGGUAUACAAAAUAUUAAGACAAAUAGUGUGGACAGCCAGCGCCUCUUCCCCAGGGCACCACUGCUCAAUACAAGAGGACAUGGCUUUAAGGUAAGGGGUGGGAAGUUCAAGGGGGAUAUUAGAGGAAGGUUUUUCACUCAGAGAGUGGUUGGUGCGUGGAAUGCACUGCCUGAGUCAGUGGUGGAAGCAGUUACACUAGUAGACAGGUAUGGAGGAAUUCAAGGUGGAGGGUUAUAUGGGAGGCAGGGUUUAAGGGUUGGCACAACAUUGUGGGCCGAAGGGCCUGAACUGCACUGUAUUGUUCUAUGAAUCAAUAGAAGUAACAAGGUUAGACAAAGAGAACUUGGAUUUUCAGACCUCUGACAAGACUGAUUAGCAGGGGGCAGAGUGGGAAUAAAGGGAGCCUUUUCUGGUUUGCUGCCAGUGACUAGUAGUGUUAAAUCAGGGGUUAGUUUUGAAACUGUUUCGUUUUAUAUUGUCAGUGACUUAACUGACAGAAUUGAUGGCUUUGUGCCUAUUUCACAGAUAAGUAAAUGGAGGUGCAGGUAGUGUUGAAGCAGGGAGGCUGCAGAAGGACUUGGACAAAUUAGGAAAAUGGACAAAGCAGCAGCAAAUUUAUGGUUAUAUGGUGGGUCAGUGGGACUAGGUGAGAGUAAGCAUUCAACAUGGACUAGAAGGGCUGAGAUGGCCUGUUUCCGUGCUGUAAUUGUUAUAUGGUUAAAUAGCAUAUCUGGAACCGUGUGGUCAUGCACUUUACCAGAAGGAAUAAAACCAUAUUUUCUAAAUGGGAAGAAAAUUAAAGUCCAAGGUGCAAAGAGACUUAGGAGCCCUCAUACAGAAUUCCCUGAAGGUUGAUUUACAGGUUGAGUCAGUGGUGAGGAAGGUAAAUAGUAGCAUUCAUUUUAAGAGGACUAAAAUAUAAAAGCAGGAAUGUCAUGUUGAGUCUUGGAGUGUGUAGAGGAGGUUCACAAUGAUUAUUACAGGAUAGAAAAGCUAAUCAUGAUCAAUUAAUGUUUUUGGGCCUUUACCCACUAGAAUUUAUAGGAAUGAGGGAGAAGCUCUUUAAAACCUAUCAAAUGUUGAGGCUUAGAGCUGGUGUUUCCCAUGGUGGGGAAGUCUUGGACUGGAAGGCAGAGCCUUAGAAGGACUUCCUUUUAGAACAUAGUUGAGAAAUUUCUUUAGCCAGAGGAUGGUGAAUCUGGGAUUCAUUGCCACAGGCAGCUGUGGGGGCUAGCUCAUUGGAUGUAUUUAAGGUGGAGGUCGAUAAGUUUCUUGAUUAGUAAGAGUGUGAAAUGUUAUGAGAAGAAAGGAGAAUGGGGGUAAGAGGGGAAUGGAUCAGCAAUGAUGAAAUGGUGAAGCAAACCUGAUAGGCUGGAUAGCCUGAUUCUGCUCCUAUGCAAUAAAUAUAAGGUUUAUCUUUGGUUGAAAAAAGUAUUUGGUUAAUGAAAAAUAAGCACCUUGUCUGGGAGUGUCAAAUUGGAUAUCCAAACUGUGAAAAUGGUAUUUAAUAAAAACUUUAUAUUGCUAUACUUUAACCAAUACCUUGCAUCAUUAUUGAACCAAGCAUUUUAAAAUUCAGAUUGUCACCACUUACCAUAUCUGCAAUAUGUAGCAGUCUUAAAUCAACAAACCUUAUAGCAACUUUAUUAAUAUUGUUCUUAAGAAUGAGCCUUCGUAAGGUUAACAAAAUCAUUAUCCUCAUCUCUACCUUAGAUGGCAGCAAAAACUUUGUUGGGGCUGUUACAGAAGCUCAAGUUUUGAAAUACCAUAAACUGAU
Molecule: messenger RNA, 8331 nt
Organism: Hypanus sabinus (Atlantic stingray)
Lineage: Eukaryota; Metazoa; Chordata; Chondrichthyes; Myliobatiformes; Dasyatidae
Exons: 16
Coding region: 91-1374 (427 amino acids)
Molecular function (GO): protein binding
Source: RefSeq, a predicted model, not a curated record